This is a messenger RNA of Sporothrix brasiliensis 5110, 2550 nucleotides long. RefSeq lists its product as uncharacterized. Bases 1 to 2550 code for a protein of 849 amino acids. The transcript has a single exon. The record is from RefSeq and is a predicted model, not a curated record. Lineage: Eukaryota; Fungi; Ascomycota; Sordariomycetes; Ophiostomatales; Ophiostomataceae.
AUGCCGCCAGCAGGCUCCGCCUUCUUGCACCACCGAUCCCAGGCUACGAAGCAACCGAAACAGUCACGCCAACGGCGACGGAUGCCGUACCCACUCGAUGCCAACCCGCAGGAACGCUCGCCCUCACAUUCGCCGCCGUUCCUGUUCUCGCCGUCCGCAUCGGCUCCGUCUAUUGCGGAAACACCACGGGAAGUCGAACAGCUCGCCGGCGAGUUCAGCCGCCACCAUCUCGAGCAUACGAAGGCAGCCAGACCAUGUAGCACUAGCGGCAGUAUCAACACUAGUGUCAGUGGAUGCGGAAGUGGAAGUGGUAUUGGCAGCGGACGCAGCGGACGCAGCCGAGGCGGCGAGCUUUGUAGUGGCCCCGGAAAUCGAUAUGAAAGCCGAUAUGGGGACGCCCUGGCUAAUUUCAGCCCUGGCAUGGCCGAGUUCCGUCUGCGCCGUUGUGGCAACGAACCCGUCAUGGAUCUCGAAGUCGACAUGGACCAGGAUAAUCGAAAUGACGAUGGUGACUGUGUGAUUCGGCCGCCGUCACCAUCGCCCUUAGAGUCAGCGUCCCAGCGCGGUCCCUCGUCGUCGUAUGCGCCUAGUGUGGAUAUCGAUGCCGGUCCCGUUGUUCCGCACGGCUUGCAGCGCAUGCGGAUGCGCCAAACCGCUUUAGCUGAUGCCAGCGUGCGUCAUCUCAACCUCGACCUGAAGCCGUUUCAUCGGCAGACCGGCCCCGAGACCGACAUAUCACAAGAGCCGAAACCAGAGACGGUACCUCCCGCAGAAACGGCAACACCAACAGCAACAUUAGCCGCCGCGCAGGCGGAGCAGACAAUACCAGCACUGGUACCAGCUGGUACUGGAGCGGCAGCUUUGGCGGCAGCAUCGUCGAUUGAGUUGGGAGACGAUAACUUGGCACCGCUUCCCCUCGAAUCCAUGGCUAUGCUAGCACCAUAUCCGCAACACUCGUUCCACCCUCACCCACAGCCCUACGCACGCUCCUACUACUCACAAUCACUGUCCUACUCUCACUCUCUGCCACAAUCGCGCCCUCACUCCCGUCAACCCUCCAUAUCCGCAUCAACACGAAGCGAUAUCCCGCCCCCGCACUCCCUUCCCUUGUCACGCGAAGCUCUCACUAUGCCGCACUUGGCUCCCUUGCACAACGAUGUUCCGUCGUCCGGCUACGAUAUGAAGGGCUGGUUGAGUUCCAGCAGCAUGGUCGAGGCUUCUACGUCGCUUAUCACGGGUACCAUUGACAACCACAGCGAAACGAUUGCAAUUGAUAUGGUUGCACAUAAGACCGAGGCCGACUCUUCCGUUGUUCGUAGCCCACAUGCUAUGGAUACACGUGUUGAAGAUACCACUUCCAACAAUGACCAGCGCAGCGACUACCCAUCUACUGAAGCAUCAUCAGCAAGAGAAACAACCCGAACCAGCGAGCGCCUACAGCCGAGAAAACAGUUCUACACUGCCUACCUCCAGCCACACCAACUUUCCUUUUUACAUAACAGUGACGGGCCGAACCCGCCCAUGGAUACGUUAGAGGCCGACAUGGAUAAACCCAAUACGGAGAGCAUUGCCGACCGCGUUUCCACAAUCCCGGAAGAAGCUGAGGGCGCGCAAACACCUGUAUCCGGAUCUGCGUCGGGCUCGACCACUCUCUCGCACGCAACUAAUCAAGACAGCGCGAAGACCACCACCCCGAGCGGCCAGUACAUGCUCCCCUCUCAACGUGUGCGGCUGAUCCAAAUGGCCAUGGCCCGUGAGGCCGAGCGUGUUCGGUCGGAAAACUCUGCCGAUGGUAGCUCGACAAAUGGCUCGAAUGUCGUAGUACCGACCGACGACCGGAUGGAUGUCGAGAUGGCAGACCCAAUCGCCAUCGAAGCGCAGGCUCCGUCUCUCGGCCUUUCCUCCAGCAUCAACAGUUCGCUCAUUGGAUCACUGCCACCACUAUGGGACCCGGAUCAGCCCGAGUCUCUCCACAAGUACAUAGGACCCUUCCGUUACCGCCUGUCGUCCGAAGUGGCCAUGCGCUGUACGAAUCUCGUGCACAACAAGCCGCGUAUGCGUCGGCGGCGACCGCCUGGCGAUGGCAGCGUGGCCACCAAUGACAGCACCAGCAGCCUUCGGGGCGGCAGCCACAAAGACGGCAGCGGUUUGCAAAGCGAUCAGCGCAGCGAACGGCGCAGGGAACGCCAUCGGGAACGAGCUCGCAAACGCGAAGAGAGAGCAAACCGUGAUCCAAACCGAGAACGAGAACAGGAUGCGAACCAACCCCGUGAAAGCCGAGAGAGGAGAAGCAGGACAAGCCAAACCCGCGAGCACGCUCGUUUGGCCACAGCCCACUCCGAAGCUCAGAAGCAGUCUGUCCCACUAGCGAAGCCCUCACCACCGCCUGAGCCCUUGGUACCGCCGGUCCCGGACCCAGCUCUCAUGCAGGUUGAGCAGCCUCAACUGCAACAGCCUGAACAAGUGCAACGACCGACGCAGCAGUACCUGCUUCCUGUUUGGGCACCGUCCGCCCCUGAGUCGAUCGAUGUGCCCGCCGACAUGUCUUGA